CUUUACUUUCCUUACCAAAUCAAAACCCAACAGCCGCCGCCAUGGAAGCUUGCUUUCUCUGUUCUUCAUCAUCUUCCUCAAACAAUCUCCUACCUUUUGCCCAUUCACUUACACGCAAAUUCAUCUCCCAUUCACUUCCGAUCAGAAAUCUCAAGAACCGUACCCAUCUCGUCACAUGUUGUCAGAUGGGUGCAUCUCGUGGGGACGAAGAACAUCUGGGUCCGAUCAUUAAUUCCGAUUGGCGUUCAUUUAGGGCAAAGUUAGUCAUUGAGGAAAGACGAUCCAUUCAGAACCAGUCUCAAUUGGGUUCACCCUCCACAAGCGAUCUGACCAUCGCGGACAAAUGGGUUCACGCGAUUCACGAACCCGAGAGAGGCUGUCUGUUAAUCGCGACGGAGAAGCUAGACGGGGUUCAUAUAUUCGAAAGGACUGUAAUCCUACUGUUAUCAAUGGGACCGGUGGGUCCAACCGGGAUAAUACUGAACCGGCCUUCAUUGAUGUCAAUCAAGGAAACGAAAUCAACGGCGUUGGAUGUUCAGGGGACUUUCUCCGACCGGCAGCUGUUCUUCGGCGGGCCGUUGGAGGAAAGCGUGUUUUUAGUGAGAGAGAAGGCCGGCGGUGGCGGUGGCGAUGGCGAUGGCGUUGGAAGGAGCGGCGUUUUCGAUGAGGUGAUGAAAGGGAUUUAUUAUGGAACGAAGGAGAGCGUUGGAUGUGCGUCGGAGAUGGUGAAGAGGAAUGUGGUUGGCGUUGACGAUUUUAGGUUUUUUGAUGGAUAUUGUGGAUGGGAGAGAGAACAAUUGAGAGAUGAAAUUGGAUCUGGUUAUUGGAAUGUUGCUGCUUGUAGCCCAUCUGUUAUUGGACUUUCAACUAUUGGAACUAUUGGGCUUUGGGAUGAGGUUCUUGGACUUAUGGGUCAGAAAAAAGUCUCGUGAAUUUAAAGCCCAAAACUUUCUCAUUAUUAAACUAAACAUCUUGUAACAUAUUUUAAAUUUGUAACACGUGCUAAUGGUAAAUUUAACGGGGUCAUAUUGAAAUAUUAUUCUGUUA
Messenger RNA from Impatiens glandulifera, 1047 nucleotides. Its product is annotated as UPF0301 protein CHU_1773. NCBI's taxonomy places the organism in Eukaryota, Viridiplantae, Streptophyta, Magnoliopsida, Ericales, Balsaminaceae. The record is from RefSeq and is a predicted model, not a curated record. The coding region runs from base 42 to 932 and encodes 296 amino acids. The transcript is spliced from 2 exons.